AUGUCUGAGACCGCCUUGGUGCCCGAGACCGAGACGGAGCCGGCCGCAGGGCUCAGCUUGGAGAGCCAAAGCCGCGUUACUCAGAAGGUCACAGUGUCCCUCCUUAGCGGACGGUCCGUCCAAGUUCCCGCGACAGACGACACGAAACUUGGUACGAUUCGAGUGGAGGCAGCUCGCUUGUUGGGUGUCUGCGUCGCGAAGUUGGUACAUGCAGAUGGCUCGUCGGUUGAUGAACAGCAGACCCUGGCAGAUGAGGGCCUCGAUUUAGAUCAGCCACUACAAGGUCUGGUGCGCACAACCAUCGAGGUGGGAGACUUUGUGAAAGUCCAAGACGGAGUGACGCCAGCCUACGGCUGGGGCGCUGUCAAGCCUGGCCAGUGGGGGAAACUUGUCAGCAUUUCAGGCGACAAUUGCACUGUCCACUUUCCAUCACAUUCAGGAUGGAGUGGAAAACUCGAGGAGAUGGAACUGAUUCCGAAGGAUCAUCAGCCAGAAACGCCGGUGAGCGAGCAACCACAGGUGAGCAGAAUGGUGGGCAAUUGCCACUUCGAGCUAGGAUCCUUGGUGAAAGUCCGAGACGACGUGGUAGCUCCAGUGCAUGGCUGGGGCAAUGUCCAGCGUGGCGACCGCGGGCGAGUCCAAGCCAUCCGUGGAGACACCGCCACGGUCAAUUUUCCAAGCCAGUCGGGCUGGUCAGGUGAACUCGAGGAGCUGGAGACCUGCUAG
Symbiodinium sp. CCMP2456 is the source of this 726-nucleotide messenger RNA. Lineage: Eukaryota; Dinophyceae; Suessiales; Symbiodiniaceae. The record is from the annotation of a GenBank genome assembly.